AAGAGGGGUCCUCGUUCCACAACGACGAAGCCCAGCGAGGAGCGUAAACAGCCGCGCGCCACAUAGCCGUCGCCUGGUCGCCUGUCUCCGGGGAACCCAGCGGCUCGUUGGGACUCAGCUGCGAUGCGUCUGUUUUUAGCAGCUUCCGGGGAUCGCUGCCGUUGACUCUCUGUGGUUCUUAAAAGGCUUGCUCAGUUCACCUUCCUCUCUCCGUUCCAUAUCCUCAUUUCACUCUCAACUCCACAAUGGUCACUACUUCCUACGUUCCAGUCGCCGACGCAACUAUCCCCGCCGAUCUUCUCACUCCCGCAGAGCUCGAUGAUCCUGCCGCCUGCCUUAAAAUCGGACAGGAGUGGGUAGCUGCCUUCGACAAGGCAAUUACCACCGCCGACGCAGUCGCCUUCGACAACCUAUUCUGCGAAGAAGGCUUCUGGCGUGAUUUGGUCGCUUUCACCAACGACUACCGCGGCAUCGCCAAGCCAAACAUCUUCCAGGCUGCUUCCGACACUCUUGCGGCCGCUAAGGCCUCGGGCGCGACUGUCAGCUUGUCGCCUGCGCCCUUUGGUGCUCGUCCGUUUGCCGGCCACUCGUUCAUCAACGUUCGCUUCACGUUCACAACCGGUGUCGGUCCGGCGAUCGGCAUGGCUAGGAUCGUCAAGACCUCUUCGGGCGAGUACAAGGCGUUUGUCGGCUUCACCUGUAUCGACGGCGUCCACGGGGUUCCCGAGAAAGCAGCACCCAAUCGAGAGGAGGGCGGGCACAACUCCAAGCUCACCUACGCCCAGCUUCGUCAGCAGGAGAUCGACAAUCCAGAGCCGUCUGUCUUGAUCGUCGGGGCCGGCCACAACGGACUCGAUACCGCCGCGCGUCUCAAAGCAUACGGUGUCAAGUCUCUCAUUGUCGACAAGAACGAGCGCGUGGGUGACAACUGGAGAAGCAGAUACGCGUCGCUCACUCUGCACGACACACUCUGGGGUGCAAAUCUUCCGUACCUCAAGUUCCCGACCUGCUACCCGCGCUAUCUGUCGGCCGGGAUGCUUGCAGACUGGCUCGAGCUGUACUCCGCCGCCCUGGGACUGAAUGUGUGGAUGAAGAGCAGGGUUGAUCCGGAGCAGACCAGCUAUGAUCCCGCAACUUCGCUCUGGACGGUGACUGUUUUGCGCAACGGCGUCACUCCGUACCAGUUCAAGGUUACGCACAUCGUCAUGGCGACUGGACUCGGAGGCGGCAAACCCAAGAUUCCGCCUCCCUUCCCAGGCCAGGAGAAGUUCAAGAAGCCGGUCAAGCACUCGUUCUUCCACAAGUCUGGUGCGGACUACGAGGGCAAAGAGGUUCUCGUCGUUGGCUCGGGAUCGUCUGGUCAUGAUGUUGCGUUUGAUUUCUACAACAAUGGCGCCCAUUGCACGAUCCUGCAGCGAUCGCCGACUUACGUGAUGUCGCUCAAGAACGGAAUCGAGUUUUACAACAAGGGGGCCUACCAGGACGACGGACCGCCAAUUGAGCAGUCUGACGAGAUGGUGGAGACGCUGCCUCAUCCGGUCUCGAAGGCCUAUUUCCAGCGCUUUGUGCCUAUGAUUGCCGAGAAGGACAAGGAGAUGAUCGAGGGGCUCAAUGCGGCCGGAUUCAAGACGUGGCUUGGCCCGCAGGGCUCAGGACAUCCGUAUCUGUCGAUGAUCAAGAACGGCGGGUACUACUUUGAUUCGGGGUGCUGCGAGCACAUUAUCAACGGCGACAUCAAGGUGAAGGGGCAGGAGAUCGACUACUUCACCGAGGACAAGGUGUACUUCAAGGACGGCUCGAGCAUGGCGCCGGAGGUGGUCAUUCUUGCGACCGGAGUGACGGGAUUCCGCGAGUCGGUUGCGGAGACGCUGGGCGAGAAGGCGACGAAGAGUCUGAAGGAAGUGUGGGGGAUUGACGACGAGGCCGAGCUGAACUCGUGCUUCCGCGACUGCGGGAUCCCAAGGGUUUAUUUCAUGAUGGGCGCGCUGCCGCUGGCGAGGUUUAACUCGAAGGUGUGUAUGCUGCAGAUAGUGGCUGAGCAGGCGGGGAAGCUGGGUGAGAGGUAUUCGAUUGAGAAGCAGAAGGCGGCGGCGUAGAUGUGUUGAUUGUGAGUAGUAGUUGAUUGUGAGUAGCAGAUAUUAGUAAUAAGAAGCAGAACAGUUAGUCAGAGC
This is a messenger RNA of Myxozyma melibiosi, 2171 nucleotides long. RefSeq lists its product as uncharacterized. Gene Ontology annotation, molecular function: flavin adenine dinucleotide binding; monooxygenase activity. The record is from RefSeq and is a predicted model, not a curated record. Lineage: Eukaryota; Fungi; Ascomycota; Lipomycetes; Lipomycetales; Lipomycetaceae. The coding region runs from base 246 to 2096 and encodes 616 amino acids. The transcript has a single exon.